AUGGCUGAGAAUGAGAGAGAACCUCAGCCAUAUGUUGACUGCCAUGAGACAUGUAUAAAGAAAAUAGCAGAUCUUCGCAUCGAAAAUCAGCAACUUCAUGGUGAACUUGCUAGGCUUCAAGCUGAAAAUGAAGAGCUGCUUAAGAGAACUUCCACUAUGUAUUUUGCAGACCAAGUGCUAAUGACAGACCGGAAAACUUCAUUUUACACUGGGACAUCUUCAGCUGUGUUUAUGUGGUUACUCUCAUUCUGUUCUUGUAUUCUGCCCACAUGUAAAGUUUUGACUCCAAAGAGCAUACUUUUGUGUUUACUAAUGAAGUUGAGACUUAAUCUUCAGCACCAAGAUUUGGCCUACCGCUUUAAUGUGUCCGUCACCACAAUAUCGGAAGUAAUGAACCAAAGCCUGCCAAAACUUGCAGAAAAACUUGCUUUCCUAAUUCAAUGGCCAGACAAAGAGAGUUUGGUAAGGAGCAUGCCAAGUGUAUUUAAGAAAAUCUAUCCGAAAUGUGUCAGUAUCAUUGAUUGCUUUGAAGUGUUCAUCCAGAGGCCUGGACAGUUAACAGCUCGAUGCCAAACAUGGUCAAACUAUAAACAUAAUAACACCGUGAAAUUUCUAGUCUCAAUAUCGCCUACUGGUGCUAUCACAUAUGUGUCUAAAGCCUAUGGUGGAAGGACAUCUGACAAAGUUAUCACCCAGAGAAGUGGAUAUUUAGACAAACUUGUGCAUGGGGAUCAAGUAUUGGCAGACAGAGGAUUUUUAAUCUCGGAAGAUGUAACAAGUCGCAAUGCCUCACUGGUUAUUCCUGCUUUCACCAAAGGGAAAUCACAGUUAAGUGCUAAGGAGGUUGAACAAACUCGCAAAAUUGCUCAUGUGCGCAUUCAUGUUGAACGGGCAAUAGGGAGACUAAAAAAUUACAAUAUUCUGAGCAGUUCAUUGAGUAUGCACAUGGUUCCUCACAUUGACAGCAUUGUAACUAUAUGUUCAUCUCUUUGUAAUUUGCAACCAAAGCUAGUAACAUAG
Molecule: messenger RNA, 1020 nt
Organism: Pecten maximus
Lineage: Eukaryota; Metazoa; Mollusca; Bivalvia; Pectinida; Pectinidae
Exons: 2
Coding region: 1-1020 (339 amino acids)
Source: RefSeq, a predicted model, not a curated record